This is a messenger RNA of Passer montanus (Eurasian tree sparrow), 1790 nucleotides long. Its product is annotated as transmembrane emp24 domain-containing protein 3-like. The coding region runs from base 1 to 939 and encodes 312 amino acids. The transcript is spliced from 4 exons. Gene Ontology annotation, biological process: Golgi organization; endoplasmic reticulum to Golgi vesicle-mediated transport; intracellular protein transport. Gene Ontology annotation, cellular component: endoplasmic reticulum-Golgi intermediate compartment; COPI vesicle coat; endoplasmic reticulum. Lineage: Eukaryota; Metazoa; Chordata; Aves; Passeriformes; Passeridae. The record is from RefSeq and is a predicted model, not a curated record.
AUGCAGCCACGGGCCGUGCCGGUGCUCUCCGGGGGCGGGAGAGGGAGACAGUGCUCCACCUCCGCGAUUCCCGAGCGCGCCGAGCUCCGGCGGCUGAGCUCGCCCGGCAGCGCUGCAGCCGCGCCGGCUGUGGGCCGGGACGGCCGCCCGGCCAGCGGCUCCGGGAGCGCGCAGGGGGUGGCCGGGGCUGCCGAGUGCCCGGCCCGGGAUGCCGGGGGCUCCCAGGGCGCCGGGCCGGCGGAACGCGCCGGGGGGUGCCGGUGCGGUGCCGGUGCGGGGCCAGGGCCGGUGCGGGUCGCGAUGCCGGGCGCGGUGCGGACGCUGUGCCUGGCCGCGCUGCUGGGCGCGCUGGGGGCCGGCGGCACGGAGCUGACGCUGGAGCUGCCCGACAGCGCCCAGCGCUGCUUCCACCAGGAGCUGGAGAGCGGCGUCAAGAUCACCCUCGACUACCAGGUGAUCAGCGGAGGACACUAUGAUGUGGACUGCUACGUGGAGGACCCCAACGGCAAGACCAUCUACCAGGAGACCAAGAAGCAGUACGACAGCUUCUCGCACCACACCGAGGUCAAGGGUGUCUACACCUUCUGCUUCAGCAACGAGUUCUCCACCUUCUCCCACAAGAUUGUCUACUUCGACUUCCAGGUGGGCGACGAGCCGCCCAUCCUGCCUGACAUGAACAACCGCGUCACUGCCCUGACACAGCUGGAAUCCGCCUGUGUCACCAUCCACGAGAUGCUGAAGGCGGUGAUCGACUCCCAGACCCACUACCGGCUGCGGGAGGCGCAGGACCGCAGCAGGGCCGAGGAGCUCAACGGGCGCGUCUCCUACUGGUCGGUGGGGGAAACCCUCAUCCUCUUCGUGGUCAGCAUCGGCCAGGUGAUGCUGCUCAAGAGCUUCUUCACCGAGAAGAGACCCAGCAGCGGCGGAGCUGGCACCUAGAGCUGUGUGUCUGUGCCUGAGUGGAGCAGGCAGUGGGACAGCCGGGGCUGCUCUGUGCCGUGGGCAGGCGGGGGGUGGGAGCAGGGGGUGACACUGCUCAGCUGGGUGACACAGCCACCCAAGAGCAGGCGUCCCCCGGCAUCACCUCCCACUUGCCAUGGCCCGGCCUACCCUGUCCCCUCGCCUGGGCGCCCUGUCCCCCUCUCUGGCUGCACUGGAAGCGGGUGGGAGCAGCACCAGCACGGCACUGGGGCACCCUCGUGACUGGGACGUGACUGGGACGUGACCACACACUGCCCCUGAAGCCCUGUGCAGCCACCCAGGGCAGGGGCAGCGCCGGCACCCACCCAGUGCCCUCAGCCCGAGGAGAGCUGCCCUGGGCUGGGGGUCUCUGUCUGCACCCAGCUGUCCUGGGGCGGGCACGGUGCUCGCAGCAGCGGGGCCGCAGCAGCAGCAGCAGCACCCAGCAAGGGAAGGCUUUGUCUGGGUGGUGCUCUGGCUCUGCCAGCUCCUCCCCUCGCCGCAGUUCUCAGGCUGGCAGCAGGGGGUGUGCCCGUACCAGGUGGUAUUUUCAUCCUCACACGAGGCCGUGCCUGAGACUCAGCCCCCUCACACAUUCCCCCACCCUGUGGACACGUGCCAAGGAAGCCCCAUCCCUGCCCCAGAAGCACGGAGGACUCACGCCUGGGACUGCAGCCCCCAUUCCCUGGAGCCCCACAGGACCCCUGGAGUGACUGUGUGCUGGCCCUCCAGCCCUCAAGCAGGUGUGAGAUCAUUUUUCAGAGCUGAAGCAACUCCGCUAGAUUUUUCCUUUGCCACUUUCAAAUAAAUCCCUGCAAGCGUGGCUGGCA